GUUACCACGGAACAGUGUGUGUAUGACCGUGUGUGUUGAAAGAGUGAAAGAAGGAUGGAGGACGACCCACAACUGAAUUCAGAAGAUCUGGACUAACAGGGGGCCAUCGCAGUUUUGAACUGUUUUCCGGGAACUGUUUCUUUUGAAAAGGGGGGAUUUAUUUUCAGCCACAUGUUAAAAUGCCAUUUGCCAAAAGAAUCGUUGAACCUCAGUUAUUGUGCAGGCAUACGAUUCCCAAUGAGGAGGGAUUGCUUUUCGAGGACCUGUGCACCAUCAACAAUGUGGCGUUAUCACGGACCUUGCGACAGCUUUCCGACCUGGCCAAGCACGCCUGUUCCCUGUUUCAGGAGCUGGAGAAUGAGAUCGUAUCGACAAACCAGCGGGUUUGGGUUCUUCAUGGUAAAAUAGGAAGGCUCCAGCAAACCACCACUGGUCUCGACCCUAAACAGGAGGCAGUGCCUGUGUCUAACCUGGACGUGGAGAGCAAGCUGACGUCCCACUACCAGGCCCCCUGGCACCAGCAGCGUAAUGUGUUCCACCCCUCCAGCCGGCCGCCCUGCGUGGAGGAGCUCCACCGCCACGCCAAGCAGAGCCUGCGGGCACUGCAACGAGACCAGCACCAGCGUCAGCAGGCCAGUAGCAGGGAGCGGCGGGUGACCAUCAACAUCUCGGUGGCACCUCCCAUGCCCACGUACCCAUCACCACGCACACUCCGCAGGCGUGAGCAAAAGGCACGGCACCUCCGAACGUUUGAGAAUGCCCGCUCGUCCUCUCCCACCGAGUGCUGCCACUUCUCUCCCUGGAGAAAGGCUGCUCCGCCCACUGACCCCGACUCAGAGGUGGUGGCUUUAGGCCACCGGCCCAAGUGCCCCAUCCCUAACGUCCCCUCCACGCUGGACAAGCAGACUAACUGGUCCCACCCGCUGCCGCUGCCCACGCCCGAGGAGAGGAUGAAAACCGAUUCCCAAGUGGUCAACUCGUGCGUCGUGCCCAUUAACGUCACGGGGGUCGGCUUUGACAGAGACGCCAGUGUGCGCUGCUCGCUCGUUCACUCCCAGUCGGUGCUUCAGCGGAGGAGGAAGUUGAGGAGACGGAAGACCAUCUCCGGAAUUCCCAGACGUGUGCAGCAGGACCUAGACUCGGACGAGUCUCCUGUGGCGAGGGAGCGGACGGUGAUCGUGCACGCGAACCCCGAGGCCUGCCAGGAGGACGACAGGCUCGGCGGCCACCUCGGCACCAAGGACUCGGGCUGCCAGACGGAGGAGAUCCUCAUCGCCGCCACGGCGCCCUCGCGCAGGCGGAUACGAGCCCAGCGAGGCCAGGGCGCCAGCGUCUCGCUCUCCCACUCCACGGGCAACAUCUCCUCUCUGCCCGACGGCGCCGACGCCAUGUACGGCUCGUCCGUGGGCGCCCGCCUGCGCUCCCGCAGCCUGCCCCGCGACGGGCGCCACCUGGUGGACGAGGACCACGACGAGAGCGAGGAGGAGGACGACGAGGAAGAGGAGGAGGAGGAGCUCUCGCCGUACGAGACGGAGGACUUCCUGCCCGUUCCCGGGGAGCACCUCCUGAAGGACGAGGAGGAGAGCACGGACGACCAGGCGCUCCCCGAGCACCAGCUGGGCAGCCUGAAGUACAAGCAGCACGCGGGGAGCCCCGAACACGGCUGGCUGGAGCGCGGGCGCUCGCGGCUCCCGCGCAAGGCGGACAUGGGGAGCUGCGAGAUCUCGUCCAGCUCGGACACCUUCAGCAGCCCCAUCCACUCGGUGUCCAACGCCGGCGUGCUGACCAGUCAGAUGGACCACAAGGAGGACCACCAGUCCUCCAGCGGCAACUGGAGCGGCAGCAGCUCCACCUGCCCGUCGCAGACGUCCGAGACCAUCCCCCCCGCCGCCUCUCCGCCGCUGACCGGCUCCUCGCACUGUGACUCGGAGCUGUCCCUCAACGCCGUUUCGCACGCCAACGACGACACGUCCGGUUUCAUCCUCGACCCGUACCCUACGGACAGGCUGCAGGGCCUCAGGGGCCACAGGACGGGCUCGUUCACCUCCACGGCCACGGACAUGCUGGACGACGCGGGGGUCAGCACGGCCAGCGAGGGAGAGUGGGGCUACCCGCACCACCGGCACAGCACGUCCUGCCAUCAGGACUUCAGCCCCGAGCACUCUCGGGAGGAAGAGGGCAGCCUGGAGUGCCCGAGCUUCGCCAGCAUCGCCAGCAUCGCCACCUUCGAGAGCCUCACGGACAAGCCACCGUCCGACAAGGCCGACACCGUCUCCCACUACUCGGUGGACACCGAAGGCUACUUUACCUCCAUGCACUUUGACUGCGGUCUUAAAGGUAGCAAGAGCUUCACGUAUAACUAUGCAGCGCACGAGCAGCGUCAGGCCGAGUACCGGAGUCACAUGACCCUCGGGAGACACUGCCUGUCCCUGAGGAAACCAAAGGCCAAGCCCGCUCCGCCGCAGCGCAGCACGUCCCUGAGGAAAAUCAGCGGCGCCGGAGGUGGAGGCUCUCACAACAAGAGCGAACCAAAGAUAACCUGCGGGCAGACCCUGCCGAUGUCUUCCAGGGAGAGGAAGCUGCAGCUGGACUUGGCCGGCGCCUCGGGACCGCCCGAGGGCGAGGAGACGCUCGAAGCUUGGGGGGUGGAGAGCGCCAGCGAGAUGACCGACGUGACGCUGUUCGUCUCCGGCGAGACGCACUCGUUCAAGGACGACGGGGCCGUGCAGUCCGAGUACGCGGACCUCUGGCUCCUCAACGACUUGAAGUCGAGCGAUCCCUACAGGUCGCUGUCCAACUCCAGCACCGCCACGGGCACCACGGUCAUCGAGUGCAUCAAGUCCCAGGAGAGCUCCGAGUCGCAGACGUCGCAGUCGGGGUCACGCGCCACCACGCCCUCGCUGCCUUCGGUGGAGAACGAGUUCAAGCUUCCCUCGCCAGAGAAGCUGAUUGGCCUCGCCUCACCCUCCAGUGGGUAUUCCAGCCAAUCAGAAACCCCGACAUCCACCUUCCCCUCCGCUUUCUUCCCGAGUCCCUUGUCCCCGAGCAGUGGCAAGAGGAAGCCAAAAGUUCCUGAGAGGAAGUCCUCUCUCUCUUCCUUACAACAACAACAACAACAACAACAACAACAACAACAACAACAACAACAGCAACAAUCAUCCAAGAGGGACCUAGAGCUGCCAGUCAUACCUCCAACUCACCUUGACCUAAGUGCUCUUCACAACAUUAACAAGCCUUCAGCCCACCGAAGCCAGAUGCACAUCCUCCAUCAGAACAAGCAGAAGGCGGCAGCUGCUGCAGCGGCCAAAGCAGAGGCCCGAGCCUCCGCGGCCGCCGCCGAAGCUAUCGUCGGCGCCGCGGCCAUGGCCAUCACUCCCACGGUGCUCCGUUCGGUCCAGCUGCGGUCCGUCGGGAGGUCGGGCGAAGGGAGUCACGAGAGGCUCGGCGCCACCGACGCCGCCACGAGGCCCAAGUGUCCCACUGUGACCAUCAGCACCACCCCGGCCAACACCAAGCCUUUAGAAUCGCGCAAACCUCCACCUUACAGACCCCAGGAACCCCACGCUCAGGAGCACUGUGGAUCACUGUUUACUCCAGGCAACAGAGCCGUGGCAAAGGAUGUAGCAAGUCACGGCGGCGUGAGAUUCAGGCACGACAGGCUUGCGCCCAUGCCUCUGUGGAGCAUGACUGCCUUCCGAGGCCAGCCAGACCAAGCGGGGCCUGAAGAUGACCGUUUGGAGAGCGGGACCGAAGGUCAGGGGAUCUCCGAGGGCACUGCUGACUCUGAGGAAGAGAAGCGAGGCUCGAGCGUCGUAAAGCUUCUCUUCCCCGGCAGCAGUGUGGACGUGGAACAGAACGAAGCACUGACAUUGGAACUAAAAGAGGAAAGCUCGACGUUGUUGUGUCUGACUAAGACGGGGUCUCCACCGACCCAGCAUGGAACAGCCAAGAGGUCGGAAAGUCUUGACCAAGUGCCUGAUAUAAUAACUCAAUCAGAAACAUCGCAAGCUUACUCAAUCAGCGAUGCUGGUAACCAAGAGGAGGAAUAUGAAACAUCAGGUGUUCCUACCAGAAGUGCCUCGCAGGACAGCAGGGAGGAUGGCUCCACUCCAGACGAGGACUACUUCAGCAAAGAGUCCACACCCAGCGAUCCCGCAUUAUCUCCACUAAAUGAUGACAGUAGAUUGGACGAGGACAGUGUCUUCCUGUCACCCAAUAGGAGCCGUACAACUGAGGAUCUCUUUGCAAUGAUUCACAGGUCCAAAAGGAAAGUGCUUGGGAGAAAGGACUCUGGAGACCUAGGAGGGCGGAACAGGUUGGGUGGUGCAUCAGCCACCACUCCGCCCAGCAACACUCUGACCUCUCCAACCACGCCCGUUACACCACCCACGCCUACCACACCAACCACACCAACAGGUCCUCUUCAGAGAACUCCGGGCCAGAUCUACAGGAGCGCGAAAAAGUCCAGCACCUCCAACGAGGAGUUCAAGCUGCUGCUGCUGAAGAAAGGCAGCCGGUCCGACUCCAGCUACCGCAUGUCGGCCACAGAGAUCCUGAAGAGCCCGAUCGCGCCAAAGUCUCCCGGCGAUCCGUUCGCCGAGGGGGGCAAGCAGCUAUGCGAGCCCGGCUCUCCCCAGCAUCAGCAGUCCCCGCCGGACGCCUCCGAGCAGCUGUCCAGCCCGUUCCCCAAAGCCAACACGGAGGGCUUUUCCCUGAAGGCCUUUCCCGUCAAUGCCUCCUCGCGGCAGGGGCGCUCCAGAAUACCACCCGCCGCAAACAGCAGCCGAUACAGCACCCGCAGCCGGCUGUACACGGCACCCAUGCAGGCCAUCUCAGAGGGGGAGACGGAGAACUCCGACGGGAGUCCGCAUGACGACCGCUCCUCUUAGAGUACGCACCUUCCGCUUUAACACUGUAAAGGCUACUAACACAAAAACACCUUUUUUUUUAAAAAAAAGAAAGAAGGCAAAGAGAAAGAGAAAAAAGAGAGAAAAGCCUUCUGAUGGAGCUAAUGCUCUGACAGUUGCAUUGUUCGAAGAUCAUUUGAUGCGUGUGUCACCGAAAAUUAUGAGAGGAAAAAAAGGACUGAAAAGAAAAAAAAAACUUUGUUUGUACCCUUUUUUGUACCACACAACAAGAGUGAACCGGUUUUAGGAAGAAAAAAAAACAAAGCCUAUUCUAGUGAUGUUGUAGAAAUCCAAUAUGAUUUUUAAUUGUUAACAUUUUUAAAAUGCUGCAGUCCUUGAGAACUACAUCAUGAAAUGACUUUCAAAAGCUGGUUAUCAAAUGUAGAGUGAUGAACUAUGACAGAAUACUUUACAAGGGCACAGGGGCGUCAUUCCACAAAUGUCCAAACAGUCCUUCUUUGUAGCUUUUCAGAGACAACACAAAUUGCAUUGUGAAAUGAAAUGAAAUAUUCAAACAUAAUGUACUGCAUAGGACAUGACUGUGAAAAGCAAGUGGUCCAGAAAGUUUCACAAGAAGGGAAUGAUCAAUUCUUACAUGCUAAUUUGUCACUGCAGAGUGACACUUGGGACAAUCUAAUGGUGGCCUUUUGUAUAGUGGGUCUUAGGAUUAAUUGGGCUGAUACAACAUGUGUUUAAGACUGUUCAGCCUUUUUACGGCGGGUCUGAAAAACCUUCAGCUGGAAGCUUGGCAGGGUAGGUGCUUUGUCACCUGCAGCACCUUUGCACUUCUCUCAGUUCCUCAAGAAUACCACUUCAUAGAGUUUUAUAUGAAAUUAAUGCCACAUUGUAAAGGUAGAGAUAUAAAUAUCUAUAUCUAUAUACAUAUAUAUAUAAAGAGGCUAUAUACAUAUAUGUUUUUAAUGACACAAGCUCAAAAUGGCAGUGAAUUCUUUGUCAGUGGCACAUGGUGAUCACACCCAGCUAUGCCUGCCUUAGGUGUUACAGUAGUUAUUAUGUGAACUCAAUAUACUGGGAUCUGUCACACAAACCUCAAUGCAAGAGGCAUGCUAUUUAAAGCGCAGCUCUUCUAUUUUAAUGAAACGUUUGGUAUUUCUAAAUCUUCAAAUCACGAGAGGAAACACAUUGACUGUGCUCAUGAUAUUUUCCACAUUUUUUCCACCUACUCAGAAAAAAAGAGACUGUUGUAAUGACAGUAACAGUUGAUCACUUGAAAAAUUACCACCAUCAUAGCUUUGUGGAAACUCUAAAACAAUAUGGUUACCCAAUGUAUUCUGUGAAUACCUCUGCAAUUAUGUAUACUGUUGAUUUGAGAUUUUAUGCUGUUCACUCGAAGGUGAAUAAUUUAGUCAUCACAUUCACACAGACACACAGCAGGAUUAACACUGUGCAAUUUAGAAUAGGAAAAACAAGCCCUGUGAAACCAGUAGAUUGCUGGGUAGCAGAACACUUUGACCAGCAUGUGGUGAAGUGUGUUUCGUUACAUAAUACCCCCUUGUCUUCUCAUUAUACGCAUGCAUUUGAAAAAAAAAUAAGCAAAAUAAGAGAAAGUUUGCAAAUGGGAAAAUAUAUAAAUAUACCUAUAUACAUAUACAUAAAAACUCAAAUUUUGUGAAUUAACAUUGUCAACAUCAUUUGAAAGUGUCUCGUCAGUAUGUUGAGUAGAUGUAUACUGUAAUCCAUUUUCUUCAAACUGUAUGGUAGUGUUUUUUUGCCAUAUCUAAGCAAACUUUACUUGACAAUCUUAAUCAAAUCUCUUAUGGCUAGUUCGGGUGGAGACUUCGGAGGUGGCGACGAGGCAAAGGGAACAUGGAUUGAGCUGUGGCCGAGAGGCAGGGGUCAGAGAGCUUGGGCCUUACGCAGGCCAAGAUGGAAUGGCGAGACGAUGUGGCCGAAAGGCGUUCUGUAGUAUACGUGAUCAUGGGUGUAUGUAUGCAAUGUUGAGAGGGCAGAGGAAAGUGUAGAGUUGGAGCAAGAGGGAUGGUUUUUGAUUUGGAGGAGGGCUCAUGAGAGUAUGUUCAUUGUGCAGCUAUUGCUGUUUUUAAGGAAAGUGGGACACUGUCUUGAGCUUAUUUUGCCAGGAUCAAAUCAGAGUGCAAAGUCAUGUCUGAAAGAGUGUGUCUCGUUGUGUUGUUCCAUGUGAGAGACUUUCCAUGUCUCUUGUUUUUGAGGUUUUUAAAUUGUGACAAAAAUGUGUAAAUACAUAGAUUUUCUUAAACAUAUGCCACACCCCUAUAUUUUUGUUUCAUAUCCAGACCUUGAGGUUUUGGAAUCUAACCAUUAUUUUUUAUCAUUCUGAUGCAGCAAAUGACUACGUUUAGAUAUAUUUAUUUUUGGUACUAAAAUACUAGAAUCAAGAAAGAAAGGAACUUUGGUUCAAAAUUGGAAAUUGAAAGAAAUAAUUGUCCUGUAAUUGGUGCAUAUCUAUUCUACAAUGACUUAGAACUCGGAGCGCAAUACAUUUCAGCAAAGAUUUUAUUAUUGUUUAUACUCUGAAUGAAUUCUCAUUCUUAUUUUGAACAAAAAAGAGCUAAACAGACACAUCAAGCUUUGAAUCAACUGUAGACACUGGUUACUUAGAACAUAAAUGAGAUGUAAGAUGAACCAAUGAAAACCUCCUAACGCUGGAAGAAAAAAAAACAUUACCAAUAAGCUAUAGUGUGUGUUAGCCAAACAUUGAAAAUCAUCUAAUUUUCAAAAAAUAUUUUCUGGUCCCCCAUUUCACAUACACAAAAAAUUGCCAUCCCAUUGACUCACAACAAGGAUAGCUUUCUGUUUGCUAAGGAAACACUGGUACAGACACAGAGUACGGUUUCACUCUGAGUGAAACUACUUUACAAUAUCUUUGUAGCUAUACCUCUCUACUUGCAUUGUUACAUGACACGGAGCUAACAUGCCAGUGUCAAAGCUUUUAACUGUUAAUGUCAUUCUGGCCUUAAAUGAGCUAAACCGACAAAGGGAAAACAAUAGCGGCUGCCUCCUUUGACCACAUAUCUGCUAUGAUAUUACUACUCCCCAAAGAGAGAGAUGGUCUACUGUUGGUUUACAUUGAACUGGCUUACGAGCUCUUUUGUAAAGGUUAAAACUGUUUCGAAAUCCACCUUUUACAGGGUACACAGAGGGCAACAAUUCUCUUUACCAUCAUUCCAAGAAUUUAAAGUAUAACUUAGACAUUUGCACUGAUAUAGUGAAGUUUGUGAAGUAUUCAUUUUGUCUCUUGCUGUACCUAAAGUUAUUUAUAUAGGAUUUCCAUUUUAAACUGUUUGAAUUUUCUUUACAGCUGAACUAAGCAUGCUCCAAGGGAAGAGACACAAGUAGCACAUACUUUUACCAAAGGGUCUAAGUUGUCUACAGGUGUAAGCAAAGAUGUUUUAAGGUUACUUGAUCAAAUAAAAUAUCAUAAACAAAUAAAUUGCCUGCUUAAAAGAGAGUUACAUAACUGUUUCGGUACUAGAUGCAACUCCUUCAGGCUGAAAGCUUCAAUCAAGUAGAUUAGCAUCAGUUUUGUAUUUUUGUACAGAUUUGUAAAUACAAUACCUUUCUAAAUUGUUGCAAAGGUGUUUCUUUUGUAAAAUGUUUUCAAAGUUUACAUUACUUCCAAGCCUUUGUAUAUUUUUGAGCUGUGCAACUCUUUAAGUCUUGUAUUUAUUUUUUAGUAAACAUUGUGAAAAUCCCAUUGUAAAUCUCUGAACAAUGAUUUGCCAGCAUGACUGGCUGCUUAGUAAAUGUGCAUAGAAGGAGCCAAUAAAUGUGACUGCUUUGAAAACCAA
Sardina pilchardus (European sardine) is the source of this 8695-nucleotide messenger RNA. It is a transcript of the gene nhsa, whose product is annotated as Nance-Horan syndrome a (congenital cataracts and dental anomalies). The coding region runs from base 180 to 4889 and encodes 1569 amino acids. The record is from RefSeq and is a predicted model, not a curated record. Gene Ontology annotation, biological process: cell differentiation; lens development in camera-type eye. The transcript is spliced from 9 exons. Lineage: Eukaryota; Metazoa; Chordata; Actinopteri; Clupeiformes; Clupeidae.